Messenger RNA from Paramecium pentaurelia, 1350 nucleotides. The record is from the annotation of a GenBank genome assembly. Lineage: Eukaryota; Ciliophora; Oligohymenophorea; Peniculida; Parameciidae.
CAUGGUAUUAUGCUAAAUUUACUUACAUUUUAGGAUGAAGAAUUUCAUAUAGAUCAAAUGCAGCAUUAUUUAGACUCAGAUUUUGCUUAUUGGAAUCCUAAAUUGACAACUCCACCUAUGCUUUAUUUUCUAAAUUACCCUUUUAUUGUUUUACUAUCUAAAAUGGGAUUUAGCAUAUUAACAUCCUGCAGAUUAAUUAACACGUAUAAUUAUAUUAAAUAAUAGGUUUAUAUAUCCAACUAUUACAUUUAUGGUAUUAUCAAAAUCUUUUUAAGAUAAACAAAAGGCAUUAUUAUUUUGUAUUCUCCCAACCAUUUAUUUUUAUAACUUUUUAUUCUAUACAGAUACUUUAUCAAUUACGUUAUUAUCGUUAUCUUUUCAAUUUUUGUAGUAAAAGUAUUAUUUUAUUUCCUCAAUUGUAAAUUUAUGAUAUUUACUUAUAGUUUUCAUUGUGCUCUGUGAUGAGUCGAUAAACUAAUAUAUUAUGGAUUAUUUACAUUUGUAUUAAAGAUUAUUUAGAUUAAAAUUAAACUAAGUUAUAAUUUAAAGAUCCUAGAUUAUGUAAUAUUAUUAAUUAUUAAACAUAGCUAUUUUAUUUCAUAUUAAUGCAUUGUUCAAUAUGAUUAUUAGAGAUUUUAAGAUCAUAAUGAGAAACUACAAAUAUCAUAUAUUCAUAUUUAUACUAUUUAUUGGAUUCCUAUAUAAAAAUGGUGGAGUUGUGUUAGGAGAUAGAGAUAAUCAUUAAUUAGUAUUUCAUGCUGCUUAAAUCAUGUACUUUUUACCAGUCUUAUUUAUUUAUUUUCCAAUAAAUUGGGAUACUCUAUUAUAAUAUACUUAAUUAUCCAUUAAGAGAUUACUUUUAUCUAGAAAUGCUAAAUUUACAUAUUUAAUAAUACUAUUAAUAUGUUUAGAGAUUGUUCAUAAUUGGACUCAUAUACAUCCCUUUAUCUUAAGUGAUAAUCGCCAUUAUGUGUUUUACAUUUGGAGAAAAAUUCUGUCUAAAGAUGUUUAUCGUUAUGGUUUAUGCUUUAUAUAUGCAUUAAUUUUCGUAAUUCUAAGCAGAAUCUUAAUCAGUAAAUUAAUAAUUAUAAUUUUAUAGUUCGCAAAGAAUAAACGUUUUAAUUAAUUUUAUUAUUCAUCUUUACAGCUUUUUCUCUUAUAUUUAGUCCUCUAAUUGAACCAAGAUAUUUUAGUAUUCCAUUAUUGUUUUUUUAUUAUCAUUGCUAAUUUGCAGAAUAAAGUUUAAAAAAACAACUCAUAGUGUUUACUUUAAUAAAUUGCAUAAUUAUUUAUGUAUUUUGUGAAGUUAAGUUUUCUUGUGAUUUUCCAUAAUGUAGAUUUAUGUUUUGA